AGUCUUACACGAGCUUCAAUGAUAUCAUGCAAAUGGGAUACAAAUGCGAGUUUUUGUGCGAAAACAACAAUGCUGCCUGUGAUCGUGAAAAUGCUAAAGUGUAUGACUUUGAGUGGAGAAUCAUGUUGAAUGCAGUGAAAAACAGAGAAGAAAGAAUAAGAAAAAAAGAACAGCCAUAUAUACACAGCAACACCAACAACAACAACAUCAGCAAGAGCAAGAACAAGAACAGCAGCACCGAAUAUGUACGACGGAAUUUCCAUUCAAAAAGAAUCAAUAAAAUGUUAACAUGCUGAAGCGUUACACUAAGAAUGUAACUUAAAACGAUAUGCAAGUGUAUCGAAUGUGCAAUAGAUAGAAAAGAAAAGAAGCGAAGCGCAAUAAAAAACAAGAGAACAGAGCAACUGUGGAUUAUUUACGAGAGAGAGAAAAAUAGGCAAGGAUUGAAGCAAGAACAGAAAGAGAGAAAAAAACGCAAUCGAAUUCGCUGGGAAAAGUUUGCCGAUCAAUUCGGGAAGAGCAAUCGAGAAGAAAAAAGCAACAACAACCACAAAAAGAACUACGAAAAAAAUAGCGACGACGUCGACUACGUCGAAGAAGAGCAACAAGCACAAUAAUUGACCUCACAUGCACUCCUUUUCGAUGUGUAUCAAACCAUGAAUCGAUUGCGUUGAAGACGAAGAAAGUGUGACGACGAAGAGAAAACCAGCACGAAUGCCUCCAUUCCCCUUGCAUCGGUUAUGACUAGCCUAGAAGUGGUGCAAUGAUGUUGUAUGCUUCUACACAUUAAGGUUAAUUGACUGAAACCAAUCGAACUGAACUGAACAUAACAAUUCAUUCUAUUGCAACGGUUACGACUGUGCAUCAAACGAUCUCAUAAAGCAAUGCAAAGCGGUAAUGAUUACGCCGAAUUAUGUGAUCUAGGACCAUCAAGAUGGUCGUCCUCAUCAAGAAACUAUCAUCAACCACACAGUUCAUUACAUCAUACAUCCACAUCGGCUAGCACCAGCCACAUACGUUCAAAUAGUUUUGAAGCUGAAGACAUUAUCGAACCCUAUGGCAAUUCAUCACGCAUUACAAACAGUACGAGCUCAUUACGAGCCACUGGACGAUAUUAUUCACCGCCGGGCACAUCCUACACAAUCAUCGAACGUCCUCAUUCGCCACACUAUUAUCCACAACAAAAUCCACCUAAGGGCGGUUCACUCCCAAAUCGUGGAGCUUAUUUGGGUUCCUCAUCACACAUACCGAACGCGAACGCACCGAUGCUAGGCACUGGCAUCAGCUCAUCGUCGGUUAAUGUUUCUUCUUCAAGACAUGCCAGCAAUAUCAACAAAAAACGGCCAAUUUCACCGGAACAAGUGCUUCGUUUGUUCGGCACGACAACAUCCUCAUCUUCGGCGCCUAGCAAUUACAAUUAUAGCAAUGGUAUUGCUCGUGAACGUGGCAGACGAAGCCCGGCGAGUAGUCCACCAUCAACUACACACCAUGUGAAUCGAACACUGCGAGAACGUGAACGGGAUCGGGACCGAAGUGUGACGAAUAUCCAUGAGUUGUCAACACGAACGGUGACCAUGUCGCGUGACCAACAGGAUUCGCAUGGUUUUGGCAUUUGUGUGAAGGGCGGUAAAGAUGCUGGCCAUGGUGUGUAUGUAUCACGCAUCGAAGAAGGUUCUCUGGCCGAACGGGCUGGUUUAAGACCGGGUGAUUCAAUUCUCGAAGUAAAUGGUACACCAUUUACAUCGGUUAGCCAUGACGAAGCAUUAAAGCGAUGUGUACAGAUUUUAAAAUCAUCAAGACAAAUAAGUAUGACGGUACGGGCACCGCCGAUGCUUAAUUCAACGGCACCAUUGCAUGGUUUUGGGCCACCGUUACGCGAUGCCUACAAUCACCCAUCGAGGCAAACGUGUUCGUGGAUGGAUCGACACGGACGACCCACCUCACCACCAGUCGAAUAUGGCGGCCGAAAGCACGAUCGACGCGAUCGCAUCCGAAAUGUUGAACUGCUCAUCGAGCCCGGACAAUCGCUCGGUUUGAUGAUUCGAGGCGGUGUCGAAUAUGGUUUAGGCAUCUUUAUUACCGGCGUUGACAAGGAUAGCGUUGCCGAUCGCGCUGGAUUAAUGAUUGGCGAUCAAAUUCUCGAAGUGAAUAAUCAAUCAUUCUUGGAUGUAACGCACGACGAAGCCGUUAGCCAAUUGAAAUAUCAUAAGCGAAUGUCACUAAUUGUUCGAGAUGUCGGCAAAGUACCUCAUUCGUGUACUUCCGUUGAGCCUGAACCUUGGGAUGCUUACAGUCCAACUGAGCCAAGGAACAGAAGAAAAUGUCCUAUAUCUGCUAUGGUAGAAGAAAAAGCACGAUCUUUAUUACCUAGACAUAAUUUUGCUAGUCUUUCAUAUUAUAUAAACGAAUAUGGUAGUAGAGGGAUGACCAUUGAUGCCUUUGUCUCGGUUUUAUUAGAAAUGUUAGAUACCCCAGAGAAACAUACACUGGUUACCGAAAUUAGAGAGUUAGUAUUUCCAGAAGAUCGUACACGAUACGAUGAACUUGUGUACAGUAGAGAUCCGUACUUGAGUGAUCGAGACAGACAUAGAGAUUACAUGAGUAACGGAACACGUUCGAAUCGUGUUAGUGAAUCACAGCUAGCGAGAACGGAAUAUGGCCAUGACGCGGGGGGCUAUCUCGAAGGGAUUCGUUCUCAUUUAGGUGGUUUAACACAACGUGUCAAAUCUUGGUACUGGGGCCGACCGCUUGAACUAGCAACCAAACUGUCGAGAAGCUUUGAUAUGAAAGAAGAAUCGGGAAAUCUACUUGGCGGCAACUUGCGCAGGCAUCAGUCAAUGCAGCGUUUGUCGGGUGAACAUCCGAAUGGAUUAUCAAACGAUCCAAAUCACGAACACAAUCCACACGUCGUACCUGAUCAUAGAGGAAAUUUACACAUUACCGUUAAAAAGACAAAACCAAUACUAGGAAUUGCGAUUGAAGGCGGUGCAAAUACGAAACAUCCGUUGCCGAGAAUCAUCAAUAUCCAUGAACAUGGAGCUGCAUAUGAAACUGGUGGCUUAGAAGUUGGUCAACUGAUUCUUGAAGUAGAUGGUAAUAAAGUGGAAGGAAUGCAUCAUCAGGACGUUGCACGCCUUAUUGCCGAAUGCUUUGCCAAUCCGGAUAAGCCGGACAUCACAUUUUUAGUGGUUGAAGCGAAAAAAUCAAAUUUAGAACCUAAACCGACUGCACUGAUUUUUCUAGAGGCCUAACAUUUGCUUGCCCUGCCGGCUAGCCAUCCAGAGGAUAUUGAUCAACAACAGUGUGGUAUUGACUUGACCAAACACGCUCGUAAAUGAAUGCUCGAUUGUGGGAAAAUUCUCCGAUUCAAGUUAACAGAACAAAAAACAACAAUUACAACAACCUAAUUAGCGGCUAUACCCAAACACCACCAUUGAAAACAACCAUUCCAGCGACGGUGGUCAACGUGUGUGUCACGCAAAAAAUGACACUAGCUAAAAAAAAAAAGAACAUUUUAAGACGGAACGAAUUUUUAUCAACAUAUGCGCUGUACAGAGUGUUAUCGCUAGCUUAAUGUAUUAGGAAGCAUACACAAGCCUGAACAAAAAAAAAUCAUCUCAGUAAAUCAAUCACACUAAAAAAACAACAACAACAACUAUCGUUACGUUUGAAGUUGCCUAUUCUGCACGCAAAUAGUUUUAAAUGGAUUUCGAGCAAUUUAGUCAGUUUAAUCAAUGAACAUUUCGAAGUGAAUGAAGUUGAAAACCAAUUUUUUUAGAAAAAUUUUAAUCAGAAACUUACGAAAAAAAAAACGAGAGAAUUCCAUACAAAACGAAAAUCAAUGUGGAUAUAGAUGAAACACUUGAAUGUUAAACUACCAAAUCAAUUCUAUUGGUAAAAUCAAAUUCAAGCCACGAUUCAAGAAUUACUCCCAUACACACAAACAAACACACUCACACAUAAAAAAAUGAACACAAAUCUAUGAAUAUCUAUGAAAUUGCUAUCAAUUAGGAAAUGCGAAAUCAGAGCAAUCAAUUAAAGAAAAAAUUUAACAAAGAAAAAAAAAUGAUGAAAAAAAUGAUGAAUUAAUCGUUAUGUUGUUUUCCUAUUAGACAAAUUUAUGAAAUGGAAAUUUUGCUAGACUAUGAAAUUUGAAACUGAAGCAUCAUAUUAAUUUUUAUCGUAGUUACUCUAGUAGGUAUUUGUUGCCAUUCAAAUGUUUUUUUUUCGUCUUUCGUUAUUUCUUUUUCUUCGUCUUGUUUCGGAUCGAUAAGAGAUUUACUCGCGUCACUAUUUCUAAUCACGUCCUAUUGUGCUUUGCACGCACACGCAAAUAGCAUACACAGUUUUCAGAGCUGUGUGACGUUCUCAUCGUGAGAACAUAAUGUCCUAACAUUUGACUUAGGCCCAAAUCGAACCUAUAUCACUUCUCCUGCAACGAUCAAAAUAUACACAAGUCAAGAGAUUGAGAGAAAAGACAGAGAAAACCUAGGAAAAAACAGUAAGGAAUGUAAUUUCGCCUUUUUUUCGUUUGAACAUUUCUUAGGCAUAAAUGAAUGGUUUGGAGCGAAAAUGUAAUACAGAAAAGUUUAGCGGAAAAAUGUCGAUGAUGAAUGAGCGGAAAAGGGAUAGCUAUAUAGUAAACUGUGUAGUAAACUAUAGUGAACUAUAUAGCCAUCCCAUUUCAUUUGACAUUUUUCCGCUCAACUUUUCUGUAUUACAUUUUCGCUCCUAACCAUUCAAAUAGUCUACAUACAUCUUCCAAUGAAUGUGUGCAGUUUUUCAUCAGUUUCUCAUUAUUUUUCAUUUCAAAACGAAUUUGCACAGAAAACUCACUCUUUAACUGAACCCGUGAGCAUAAAAACGAUUUAUUAAACAAUCGCCGAAUAAAACGAUACAAGAAAAUACUACCGAACAAAACGUACCACAGCGGUGAUGUGUAGCACAGCGGAGUUUCGUUUUGAACGGUACCGUCCUGCUGUGUUACGUUUUUAACGUGUGUUUUGUUUGGUAGUUUUUUCUUGUAUCGUUUUGUUCGGCGAUUGUUUAAUAAGUCGUUUUUAUGCUCACGGGUUCAACUAAUUAUC
Molecule: messenger RNA, 5087 nt
Organism: Sitodiplosis mosellana (orange wheat blossom midge)
Lineage: Eukaryota; Metazoa; Arthropoda; Insecta; Diptera; Cecidomyiidae
Gene: dysc
Product: whirlin
Exons: 17
Coding region: 885-3251 (788 amino acids)
Cellular component (GO): plasma membrane; stereocilia ankle link complex; stereocilium tip
Molecular function (GO): protein binding
Source: RefSeq, a predicted model, not a curated record